Neopelma chrysocephalum (saffron-crested tyrant-manakin) is the source of this 2540-nucleotide messenger RNA. RefSeq names its product pyruvate dehydrogenase E1 beta subunit (gene PDHB). Bases 16 to 1146 code for a protein of 376 amino acids. The record is from RefSeq and is a predicted model, not a curated record. Gene Ontology annotation, molecular function: pyruvate dehydrogenase (acetyl-transferring) activity. The transcript has 9 exons. NCBI's taxonomy places the organism in Eukaryota, Metazoa, Chordata, Aves, Passeriformes, Pipridae. Gene Ontology annotation, biological process: pyruvate decarboxylation to acetyl-CoA.
GAGGACACGGGCAAGAUGGCGGCGGCUGCAGCGGCUCUGCGGCACCUGGCCACGGGCGCCCGCCUCGCCCCGCGGGGCCGCGCCGUGGGACCGCUGCCCCCGCACCUACAGCAGCUGCAGCAGCGCAGGGGCUUCCGCGUUUCCGCGCCCGCCGCCAUACAGGUGACAGUGCGGGACGCGCUGAACCAGGCGCUGGAUGAGGAGCUGGAACGGGACGAGCGCGUCUUCCUGCUGGGCGAGGAGGUGGCUCAGUACGAUGGCGCCUACAAGAUCUCCAGGGGCCUCUGGAAGAAGUACGGGGACAAGAGAGUGAUCGACACCCCGAUAUCCGAGAUGGGCUUCGCAGGAAUCGCUGUUGGAGCUGCUAUGGCAGGGUUGAGACCAGUGUGUGAAUUCAUGACGUUCAACUUCUCCAUGCAAGCCAUUGACCAGGUCAUAAACUCUGCUGCCAAGACCUGUUACAUGUCUGCGGGAUCCAUCGGUGUUCCCAUCGUGUUCCGGGGCCCCAACGGAGCGUCGGCCGGAGUGGCCGCCCAGCACUCCCAGUGCUUCGCAGCCUGGUACGGGCACUGCCCUGGGCUCAAGGUCGUCAGUCCCUGGAGUGCAGAGGAUGCCAAGGGUUUGCUGAAAGCAUCCAUCCGGGAUGACAAUCCAGUCGUGAUGCUGGAAAAUGAAUUACUGUAUGGUGUUCCCUUUGAAAUGUCUGAACAAGCACAGUCAAAGGAAUUUGUUAUUCCAAUUGGAAAAGCUAAGGUAGAAAGGCAAGGAACUCAUGUUACAUUAGUGGCACACUCAAGACCUGUUGGCCAUUGUCUGGAAGCAGCUACUGUACUUGCUAAAGAAGGUGUAGAGUGUGAGGUUAUAAACCUGAGAACCAUUCGACCAAUGGAUAUCGAAACAGUGGAAGCCAGCGUGGUAAAGACAAACCAUCUUGUCACUGUAGAAGGAGGUUGGCCCCAGUUUGGAGUAGGAGCGGAAGUCUGUGCCAGGAUCAUGGAAGGACCUGCCUUUAACUACUUGGAUGCUCCAGCUGUGCGUGUUACCGGUGCCGAUGUCCCUAUGCCUUACGCAAAGAUCUUAGAGGAUAACUGCAUACCUCAAGUGAAGGAUAUAGUAUUUGCAGUGAAGAAAGCUUUGAAUAUAUAAGUUGUAAAUACAUGUUUUAAAGUACCUGCUUUACAAAGCAUUAUUGGUGUUGGGCAAGUUGUAUCCAUAAUUUAUGUUCUAUAAGCUAUGUGAACUUUUGUACAGUGGGGAAAGUAUAGUGACCUCCCAGAAUAUUUAUAUAUGGGGUUACGCUCCCUAAGCCACACUUCAUAUAUGCAACAAUGUGGUAAUGCUUGUGUUCAGCAGUACAGUUGGGCUAGUGCUACUGUUUGUGGAGAAAUCCCGUUCUAAAUUCAGAGUGAGGAAAAAAUCCUCCGUUUUUGCUUGGCUUUAAGUACCAGAGGAACUGUGUCAAAUCCGCUGGAGCGGUGGUUUAGUGCACAAUUGCAGAGAGCAAGAGCAGGCCCCCAGUGCUGUACAGCUGUAGGAGCCCAUGGUCACAAGGCCUAUUAGAAGGGAAUGACUAGACUGGAUGGGUGAAGCCCUGCCUGCCAGUGCAGCUCUGCACAGAGGCUGCAGCAGCCCACAGUGUGGGUUAAGAGGUGGUGACCCUGUUUGGUUUGAAGAGGGCUCCACACAUGCAGAAAGGCUUCUGCACAAGAGCUUAAAUAAAGAUCCUGACCCUCUUCAGUAAGUGAUGGGAAACACUACCUAACUUUUCUUUACUACCUGUCACAUAGAGUGAUUAAAAAAAUGCAUGUCCAGAUACUUGGCUUUUAUGGCUCAGCUCCAUGUGGGUGUCUGUAACUCCUUGCCUGGGCUGACAACAGCAUGUUCCCACUGUAGGUCUUGCAGAGCAAAAUGAGUUCCUUUAUUCAGCUGCACUGAGCCCGAGUCUGAAGCAGCAGUUGUGCAGAUUGUGUGUGAAGAGCUGGGGAGCAGUCGAGGCAGCCUUUUGGCAGAACACCACAUCCCAGGGUUUGGCUGAGGGUUAGUUCUGCCGGGCAGGGAUGCUCUGCCAGGCUUCCCUCAGCAGCUUUUGGUACAGAGGGAAAGCUGCCCUGAGGGGCCUGUGCAGCAGGGCCUGCUCUGCACCCCGGGAGCAGUGGCUUCCCAGUGAACAGGUGGAGAGGACAUACCUCUGUAAGCAGCCAGAAGAGCUCAGGUCCUGUUUCAGGGAAGGGCCAGGAAUACCUUUCAGGGUAUUCCUUUUAGCAGAGGUGCUGUUAGGUUCUUAGAAGUGUGGCUUGCAGGUGCCAAUCCCAGCUGAACAUACCCACCAGACUGCUGAAGGAAUUCCAUUAACAUUUUAAUAAAAAUGACUGAAUAUCACAGGUUACAUGAAACUUUGUACAGACAUUCUCUGCAUAGUAACAAACACUGAUGUACUUGAAUUUUAAAAAAUGGAUUAUCUAUAAUCCUUUAAAGUGCAAUUUGUUUAAGGUUUUAAAUCAAAAAGGAUCUUUCAAUAAAGUUUAAACUGUAGAAUUAAC